AUGAACAACUAUGGGAUCAUCCUCAGUGACAUAGGCCUGGAGCCAUUCGUGGACAAGCUCCAGGGCCUUCUACAGCCAGUGGGGCGCUUGCUCUUCCCUGGCCCUGGCAGCGACUGGGACGGCCACCACUGCUUUACCGUUCGGUACCGCGAUGGCGAGGAUCUCGGGCUGGACGUGCACACAGACGACUCGGACGUGACCUUCAACGUGUGCUUGGGGCUCAACUUCACUGGAGCCGGGCUGCAGUUUUGUGGCGCCAUGGGGCAUGCCCAGCACCGUCGGCACAGCUUCACGUACCAGCAUGAGAAGGGGCGUUGUGUCGUCCACCUCGGGAGAAGACGCCACGGCGCGGACGACAUUCUGUCUGGCGAGCGGAUCAAUCUUCGGCGGAUCCUGUGGAACCACGGCUCCACGUACCGCAAGAGCGGCCGCUACCAGCGGCCACCCUACGCGAAGGAGGCCGGCCCGCCAGACGCCGAGUGCGUCAGCUACACGCACGACCGGGACUACGGCCGCUUCAAGGAGUACCCCGUCGGCAGGGAGAGCUUCCGUGGGAAAGGGUGGUGCCCUCCCUCUUCUCGACGUACGACGGGUUUCGCUCCGAAGUGGACGCCCGCGCAGCGCAGCCGAGGCCAGGCGACGUGUGGGGGCCGUAGAGGCCGCGGCGCAGCCGCCGCGGUGGUCGAGCGCGCUGGCCUGGAGUGUCCGGGCACUGCCGGCACUGAUCCCUGCCUGGGAACAUUUCGUGGAUACCCGAGUCUCGGAGUCAUUUCCCAAAAGCGCGACGACGGUCGGACAAUGUAUUGGGAAGCCAUCUCCCGUAUGACAGCCUGUCUAUAUAUGGCUGGACGCUUCAGUUUCACUCGUGUGCGCGGCAUCUGA
Messenger RNA from Prorocentrum cordatum, 882 nucleotides. Lineage: Eukaryota; Dinophyceae; Prorocentrales; Prorocentraceae. The record is from the annotation of a GenBank genome assembly.